Messenger RNA from Lagenorhynchus albirostris (white-beaked dolphin), 1282 nucleotides. RefSeq names its product breast carcinoma amplified sequence 4 (gene BCAS4). The record is from RefSeq and is a predicted model, not a curated record. Bases 297 to 989 code for a protein of 230 amino acids. The transcript is spliced from 8 exons. NCBI's taxonomy places the organism in Eukaryota, Metazoa, Chordata, Mammalia, Artiodactyla, Delphinidae. Gene Ontology annotation, cellular component: BLOC-1 complex.
GGUUCCCGGGCAGCCGUCGCCAACUGGACUCUGCCGCGCUCCUCAUGCUGCUCGUGGACGCCGAUCGGCCGGAGCCCGUGCGCAGCGGGGCGCGCGAGCUGGCGCUCUUCCUGACCCCCGAGCCCGGGGCCGAGCUGAAGCCAGUAUGUUGACAGUGCCAUGAAAGUUAUUUACCGAAGUUCACCAGGAGUUAUGUAGGGCCAGAAAGUCAAGCCAUUCUCUCUUUAAAUCUCAGAAGCAGUACAGAAGUAUUUAAAAUAAAGGAUCGAGGAGCCGCUGAAGGGCGGCAUGUUGAGAUGAGUCGGCAGGCAGCGGAGGUGGAGGAGACCGUCGAGGGCUUGCUCCUCAGGCUGGAAGAGUUUUGCAGCCUGGCUGACAUGAUCAGGAGCGAUACCUCACAGAUCUUGGAGGAAAACAUCCCCCUCCUUAAGGCCAAGGUGAUGGAAAUGCGUGGCAUCUACGCCAAAGUGGACCAGCUGGAGGCCUUUGUCAAGAUGGUCGGGCACCAUGUCUCCUUCCUGGAAGCCCACGUGCUUCAGGCCGAGCGGGACCACGGGGCCCUCUCACAGGCCCUGCGGAAGUGGCUGGGCUCCUCGGGGCUCCCCGCCUUCGGGAACUCGUCACGUCUCCUUAGCCACCUCUGGUUUAUGACGGCUUCUCAGACUCUCCUUGUUUUUGAUGACCUUGACAGUUCUGAGGAUUAUUGGUUAGAAGCUGUGGACGCCGGCGGCCCCGACCUUCGAGCUGCCCGCGUUGUACAGAACCGAGGACUAUUUUCCUGUGGACGCCGGGGAGGCAACGCGCCGAGCCCCCAGCUGCCAAAGGCGUCUGUGAGCCCUGCGGUCCUGCCGUCAGGGACACCGGGAAGUGAAAUCUGUGUGCCGCGCAGAUUGUUCGUUUUGUUUUGUUUUGUUUUAUUGUUGUGGAUGCGUUUUCUGAAUUUUCCCCCUUGCUUCACAUGGGCCCACAGGGUUUGGAGAAGCAUUUAGGACCCACAGGUGGGCAGUGCCUCAGAGAUGAGCUGGAGAAGGCCUUCUCCACUGGCGUUUGUCCUGCCUGGUGUUCUGGACAAGGUGGUCACCCAGGGGGAUGGGCUGUGGGGCCUUGGAUUUCCCUUUGCCUUGGAAGGGCUUUGCACAGACGUUGUGAGGGGCUCGCGCGGUGCCCCCAGGGUGCGUGGCUCCAGGUCCAUGCGUGUCGGCCGGUUUGUGUGAACCCCGGUGCCCACUGGCCCUGUGAACCGUCUCAAUAAACGUGUCCAGGUCGCCUGGGUGUAAAUGUU